Molecule: messenger RNA, 3426 nt
Organism: Bipolaris sorokiniana ND90Pr
Lineage: Eukaryota; Fungi; Ascomycota; Dothideomycetes; Pleosporales; Pleosporaceae
Exons: 8
Coding region: 1-3426 (1141 amino acids)
Molecular function (GO): protein binding
Source: RefSeq, a predicted model, not a curated record
AUGGUUCGACCUAUCACUAGCAAGGACGUGGGCCUAAGGGUGCUCCGUGAAGCGCCGGCCGAAGCGCAGAACAUCGACUCACUAGAUAGCAUUGUCGCAGUCCACGGUCUCGGUGCCCACCCUGACGACAGCUGGUGCAAGAACGCGGGCACGACAGAGGAGCCACAAUGGCGCAACUGGCUUGUCGAGCACGACAUGCUGCCAGCGGUAGCGCCGAGCGCACGCAUCAUGCGGUACGGAUAUGAGUCGCAGUGGUUCGGCCAAGAGGCGAUGCAGCAGAGCGUGUCUACUGUGGCCGAGCGGUUGCUAAGAGCGUUGAAGCGGGAGAGAAAGGCACUCCUAGAAGCCGAGCAGUACCCAAACGAAUGGCCUGGACUGUUCUCGUCGACGACUGGCCUAGUCUUCUUCGGUACGCCGUUUCGAGGCGCCGAGGGGAUGAACCAGGUAGAGAUGCUUGAGGCGGCGCGGCGUGAACACCACGACGACCAGGUGCAGCCCGCCGUGCUUGAGGUGCUGCAGCCAGGGAACGCAUACCUGCAGGACUUAGUCGACAGCUUCCUAAGGAAGAUGCGAGGCCAAGCAAACAAGACUCAGGUCGUGUGCUUUUUUGAGCUUAAGUCAAGUAAUGUAGGGAACAUUGUAGGCAAGCAGGAUCGGAUUAGAUUUGUAGUUAGCCAGCAUGCUGGCUGUCUAGAUCUUUCUGAGUCGACGGACAAGCGGUCGCUUUCGCGGACCCACUUUGAUAUGAACAAGUUCGAAGAUGCAAAAGAGGAAGACUUUCAGACAGUGGCAGAAGUAAUAGAGAGCAUAGUUGAGGCGUCUCCUCAGCUCUUUCCCUACUAUAUUAAACAAGGUGGGCUAAGCACGCCAGGUGUCAGUAAGCACAAAGUCGACUUCAGUCUCCGAGGUAUUCCUAUUGUGAGUCAGUUCGUCGCUAGAGAUUUAGAGAUGCAAGCGCUCGAGAAGACUCUUGUCAAGACUUCACCCGCUACAAGUCGUCCAAGAAACGUUGUGAUCGUCCACGGACUAGGUGGCAUUGGUAAGACGCAGCUGGUGGUGGAGUUUGCACGAAAGCACCAGCGUCAGUUUAGUGCAGUGUUCUGGCUAGAUGGAUCGUCCGAGGCCAGCCUAAAGCAGUCGUUCAUUGACAUAUCGCAGAGACUUCCACGCUGCGAGCUGACGGCUGACGGCGUGCAAAUGCUUAGCCAGGCCACUGUCGAGGCUGAUGCGGCAGUGCGCGAGUGUCGGCAGUGGCUAUCCAUAUCAUCCAACUACCACUGGCUCUUAAUUGUAGAUAACGUCGACCGCGACCACCGCGAUAAAGGUGACUCGCAGGCAUACAAUGUGAAGGAAUACUUCCCAGACGCAGACCACGGAUCGGUCCUAAUCACGAGCCGGCUGGCUAGUCUCCAGCGGCUCGGAUCUGGCGUCAAGGUGGGAAUAGUGGCAGCAGAGCAGGCCCACGCCGAAAUGGUGCUUGGACUGCUUCACGGGCUCCCACUAGCCCUCACCCAAGCCGGGUCGUACAUGCGCGAGACAAAUGUGUCAGCGGCUGCGUAUGCGAAGCACUACGACAGCACGUGGGGUCGCUUGAUGAAGAAAGAGGGUCGCUUUCCGCUCGACGAGUAUGGCGAUCGCAGCGUGCAGACUACUUGGACCAUAUCGUACGAGCAGGUUCAGCGGCGGAGCGAUGGGGCAGCUUGUCUGCUAAAGUUGUGGGGUUUUCUAGACAGCGGAGAGGUGUGGUACGAGCUUAUUGCAGCAUGCAAGGAUUUGGCGGAAGAGACAGAUGUUCCAACAUGGCUGCUAGAGAUGGCUGAGGAUGAGUUAGAGUUUGCAGAAGUAAUGGGCCUGUUGUCGCGCUACUCGCUUAUCGAUGGCAAAGAAGGCACUGACAGCUACUCGAUGCAUUCAGUACUGCAUCGAUGGUGUAGCUCCCAGGCGAAAGAUGAGGAGCGGCAGGCACUAGGUUGCUUGGCAGUAGAGCUAGUGGAAUCAAGCGUACCUUCAAAGUCGGAAACGGAGUUCUGGAGGAAGCGGAAGCGGAUUAUGGCGCAUGGGGCGUAUGUUAGUAGAUGGAUAGUGAAGGAAGAUAAGCUAGGUGAGAGGCAGGGCAUGAAGACUUUUAUACAGCCAGGAUCGUUUUAUAAUCUUGGAUAUCUGCUUGACGAUGAGCAUAGGCAGCAAGCAGAGCAGAUGUACCAGCGAGCGCUGGCUGGAUACGAAAAAGCAUGGGGGCCAGACCAUACAGAGACACUCGACACCGUCAACAACUUGGGCGUUCUUUAUGCAGACUUAGGCAAGCUCGAACAAGCCGAGCACAUGUACCAGCGAGCGCUGGCUGGAAAGGAGAAGGCAUGGGGACCAGACCACACAUCGACACUUGACACCGUCAAUAACUUAGGCGUUCUCUACAAAGCCCUAGGCAAGCUCGAGCAAGCCGAGCACAUGUACCAGCGAGCGCUGGCUGGAUAUGAGAAAGCAUGGGGGCCAGACCACACAAAGACACUCGACACCGUCAACAACUUGGGCGUUCUUUAUGCAGACUUAGGCAAGCUCGAGCAAGCCGAGCACAUGUACCAGCGAGCGCUGGCUGGAUACAAGAAGGCAUGGGGGCCAGACCACACAGAGACACUCGACACGAUCAACAAUUUGGGCCUUCUUUAUGCAGACCUAGGCAAGCUCGAACAAGCAGAGCACAUGUACCAGCAAGCGCUGGCUGGAUAUGAGAAAGCAUGGGGGCCAGAUCAUGCAAAGACACUCGACACGCUCGAACAAGCAGAGCACAUGUACCAGCAAGCGCUGGCUGGAAAGGAGAAGGCAUGGGGGCCAGACCACACAAAAACACUUGACACCGUCAACAACUUGGGCCUUCUUUAUGCAGACCUAGGCAAGCUCGAGCAAGCCGAGCACAUGUACCAGCAAGCGCUGGCUGGAUAUGAGAAAGCAUGGGGGCCAGAUCAUGCAAAGACACUCGACACGGUCAACAAUUUGGGCCUUCUUUAUGCAGACCUAGGCAAGCUCAAGCAAGCCGAGCACAUGUACCAGCGGGCACUAGCUGGAUACGAAAAAGCAUGGGGGCCCGAGCACACAUCGACACUCGACACGGUCAAUAACUUGGGCCUUCUUUAUGCAGACCUAGGCAGGCCGGAGCAAGCCGAGCACAUGUACCAGAGAGCGCUAACUGGAUAUGCGAAAGCUAUCCAUCCUGAUAACCUUCUCACUUUCAUCCCAGCGCUUAACAACAUGUGGGCCUUUGCUUCUCUACGUGAAAGCCAGGGCCACAUAGAGGAUGCUCGACAAUGGUACUCGCAGGCUCUGCUAGGCUAUGAGAAGACCUUUGGGCAGGACCAUGAGAAUUGUCAGGCCUUACGUAACAAUCUAGAUGCGUUAACAAUCGAGGAGGAGGAAGAGGAGGAACAAUAG